Molecule: messenger RNA, 6222 nt
Organism: Balaenoptera acutorostrata (minke whale)
Lineage: Eukaryota; Metazoa; Chordata; Mammalia; Artiodactyla; Balaenopteridae
Gene: IPMK
Product: inositol polyphosphate multikinase
Exons: 6
Coding region: 344-1603 (419 amino acids)
Biological process (GO): inositol phosphate biosynthetic process
Cellular component (GO): cytoplasm; nucleus
Molecular function (GO): inositol tetrakisphosphate kinase activity; inositol-1,4,5-trisphosphate 3-kinase activity
Source: RefSeq, a predicted model, not a curated record
GCCGCCGUCGCCGUCAAGGCCCCAGGGAGCGCGGGGCGCCACCGCCGCCGCCGCUUAUCCGCUGGGGUCAGUCUCCUGGGCUGCGCCCGGGUCGGCGGCCGCGGCGGCUGAGCAGCGAGAGCCGGGAGCCGGGAGACGCGCUCCGCCGAGAGUUGGGCAGGGCAGAGCCCGCGCCUUCGCGGCGUCAUGGGCCCCCUCCUCGGGCCACAGAGGGCACCAGCCGCAGGAACCCCCGGGCCUCCUCGCGGCCGAGCCUGAGCGACCCCCGGGUUCUCCGGCGUCCCCUUCCUCCGCCUUAUUUUCUUCCCUGCUCUCGCUGCUGCUGCCGCUUCAGCUCUCCGUUAUGGCAACGGAGCCGCCAUCCCCUCUCCGGCUUGAGGCGCCCGGCCCCCCAGAAAUGCGGACCCCACCGGCGGGCGAGACCGCCCGCGAGGGCACCCCGAAGCCGGCGGGCGGCAGGCUCCGCUUCCUCAACGGCUGCGUGCCCCUCUCGCAUCAGGUGGCCGGGCACAUGUACGGGAAGGACAAAGUGGGUAUACUGCAACAUCCAGAUGGCACAGUUCUGAAACAGUUGCAGCCACCUCCAAGGGGUCCAAGAGAGCUGGAAUUCUAUAAUAUGGUAAGUGAGGUUUAUGCUGCUGAUUGUACUGAUGGUGUUCUUUUAGAGCUACGAAAAUAUUUGCCAAAAUAUUACGGUAUCUGGUCACCUCCCACUGCACCAAAUGAUUUAUACCUAAAACUGGAAGAUGUGACCCAUAAAUUUAAUAAGCCCUGUAUAAUGGAUGUAAAGAUAGGGCGGAAAAGCUAUGAUCCUUUUGCUUCAUCUGAGAAGAUUCAGCAACAGGUCAGCAAGUACCCAUUAAUGGAAGAGAUUGGGUUCUUGGUGCUUGGCAUGAGGGUUUAUCAUGUUCAUUCUGAUAGCUAUGAGACACAAAACCAGCACUAUGGAAGAAGCUUAACAAAAGAAACUCUAAAGGAUGGAGUCUCCCGUUUUUUUCAUAAUGGAUUCUGCUUAAGAAAAGAUGCUAUUGCUGCCAGUAUUCAGAAGAUUGAGAAUAUUCUGCAGUGGUUUGAAAGCCAGAAGCAGCUUAACUUUUAUGCAAGUUCAUUACUGUUUGUUUAUGAAGGUUCAUCUCAGCCAACUACUGCAAAAUUGAAUGACAGAACUUUAGCAGAAAAGUUUUUGUCCAAAGGACAGCUCUCAGACACAGAUGUACUAGAGUACAAUAAUAACUUUCAUGUGUUAAGUUCCACAGCAAAUGGAAAAAUAGAGGCUUCAGUGGGCAAAAGCUUGUCCAAAAUGUAUGCUCGUCACAGAAAAAUGUAUUCAAAAAAGCAUCACAGUCAGACUUCGUUGAAAGUUGAAAAUAUAGAGCAAGACAAUGGGUGGAAAAGCAUGUCACAGGAACAUUUAAACGGAAACGUACUUUCCCAACUGGAAAAAGUCUUCUACCAUCUUCCCACUGGUUGUCAAGAGAUUGCGGAAGUAGAAGUGCGAAUGAUAGACUUUGCUCAUGUGUUCCCUAGCAACACAAUAGAUGAGGGAUAUGUUUAUGGGCUGAAGCAUUUAAUUACUGUACUGCAGAGUAUUUUAGACAAUUGAAUCCUUUGCUGCGAUCUUUUAAAGGGGUGGGGCAAUCAUAAUGAAGAGCGGCAGUUAAUAACUCUGCACUUGUAAUGCUGUGUAAAAAAUUUGUAUUGUGAGUCUACAUUUUAUUUGUCUUUAUACUUUUGGUAGAAGGGUUAACUUUUUUAUAAUCUUACUCAGGAAAACUAAUUAUUUGUUCUUUAGAAAACUAUAAAGAAUAAAGAAACUUAGGAAUGUUAAGCAGGGAAUGUGGUGGUACGUGGCUUAAACAUCUAUUUGGCUUAAGCAAAAUGCAAACCAUUAUUCAGUCAUUACGAGUUUAGUUAGCUUUCUGUAGCCAAUUUAUUGUGAAAUCUCUGUCCACCCACCCUUGACAAUGAGCCAUAUCUAAACUCAUUACAUUAUUAGAACACUUUCAAAAAUCUAGAAAGCGCAGGUUGAUAUCCUUAGUAUUGCUACGUAUGAAGUUAUUAAAACUGGAGAAAAUUCUACAGAAAUAAGUACUGUUUAGGUUUUAUAUUAAAAGUUCAGACCAGCAUAUCAAAAGGUGCUUCUUAGAAGUAAAAUGAUUUAGAAUUAUUGUAUUCCAAAAGCAGAUUUUCCCUUUAAUUUCCAUUUAUAUGCAUAUUUCAAAAUACUUCUUGAAAAAGAUCAUUGAAAUGGACAACAACAACAACAAAAGUCUGACAUUAAGGGCACUAAUAAUUAGUCUCGCCAAGGUUAGGGAAGAGAGAAGUUAUUUGCAAGGAACAAAAUUUUUUCUUUUAAAAUCUUUAUGGGAAAAUUGGAAUUUUACUACAUUGUGACAAGUAUCAUAAACCAUAUAAUACCUUUUACUGCAGCUUCAAAAAGGUGGAUGAUUGAAGCUCUUCUUAUUUCUCCUUUAAAUAACUUUUGAGAGUUUUUUUCUUUUACAAUUCUUGUAAUUACAUGUCCCCAUUUAGUUAAGCAGUGGUAUGAAUAUAUGUUGCUCUAAAGUGUUUCUCAGAAUUCUAAUAAGCAGUGAAAGACAACAUCCAGUAUUGUAAGUGUUAGCAAAAAUACUGUGUGUAAAUUAGUACGUCAUACAGAGUUUGGUACAUGUCUAAAUUCAUGCUCCUGUUUCAUUCUUACUUAAAACAGUUGUAUAUCAUAUUCAAGAGAGAAAUUAUAAUUUAGCUUCAUGGGGGGGCAGUACUAUUUUUCUUGGAAAAAUUAGAUUUGUAAGUAUUAUCUCUGUUUCAUAUCCACCCCUUUUAAAAAAUAACUAGUUAUUUGUUAUUGGAAACAUUUAGAACUUUGAAAUUAAAUUUGCAAAUAUGUUAAAUGUUUAUGUUUUCAUUACUUGCACUUUGAUUCACUAAUAAAACAUCUAAGUAGUCAACAGUCUUGCCAUAUUCCUGGAAAUUGUUUUAGACUUGUGAACUGUUAGACUGUUUUCCCCCCAAAAUUACAAAUUAAACUUUUAAAUUCAAGAGCCUUUUUUUAGUGUGAAGGAAAGUAUCACAAUUUUAUGUUUAUCUCACCUUCCCAGCCCUCUCUGAGUGUACUUUUGCAAGUAUCUGAGCACAAAGAAAAGUAACAAAUGCCCUAUGGAUUCUGUGCUUAGUAAAUAUAUUAGGCCUGAAUACCUUUAAAAUUCAUAUGCAUUUGUUAUAGCAAAAUUUGAUUAUUUAAAAUUUUUUAUUUAGAGUCAGUGUAGGUAUUUUCCAUAAGGACUUCAUAUUUUUCUCUGCUGCCUAAAUGGGUAUUGCCGUAGCUUUUUUUGUGGGGAUGAAGUUCAAGUCAUAGUUAAUAGAAAUUUUUUAGUUUUACUUUUUUUGUCCCACAGCAUAGACUUUUGUUGUUGUUGUUAUUUGGAUAAUGGUUCAAUAAAUCUUAAGCUCAUAUAAUUUAAACACUGUUUUGAAUCUUAACAAAAUGAGACUUUUUUUUUGUAUUGGGUGGUAUCAACCUAUAUGUACAAUGAAGUUAAUAAAUUUAAGUAUUAACAGAUUUUUUGCGCAUUUUAGCUCAAUAAAGUGUGAAUCAGUUCCAUAUUUUCUUUAUCCAUAUUUGGAAAUUUAGUUUUGUAUAAUCAGUGUCUUACCUUUUUGAUACAAUAGAUAAUGUUUUGUUUUAAUAAAACAAGAAACACUUUUAUCUUAUGUUCUUCAGGGAAGGGAUUCACAUUUAAUUCUGUUUGUUUACAUUUUUUUAUCACUGUUAUCCAAUGCCCAUUUUAUGUUACUUUAUAAGUAAGCUUACAUGUAACAGAACAAGCAUCUAUUUGUGUUACCUACAUGUGACUAUUUUACUGUCUAGUCCCGUCAUUUAACAUUAUGCUGAAAUUUACCACUGUGGGGAUGAGUGAUCACUUUUCACCAAGCAUAUUUAAACAUUUAAAUGUUCAAGAAAUAAUAAUAAGGAUAUAGUUUGGGUUAAUAGGAUUACCGUAGUUUUUUCCCCCUAGGAAAUAUAAAUGAUUUUAGUGUAUUUCUUAUGGAAUGCACUCAUGAAAAGGACUUUAAAAAAUUGUGGAUAAUGAAUAAUACAUUUCUCUAAUAAAAAUUUAAAUUGUAUAAUAGUUUUAUAAUAAAGUAUUUACAUUAAUUGAUAUUUUAAUAUGGAUGAAGUUACAUAGAUUCAAAUAAAUUAAAAUUGAUAUAUGCUAAAUAUUUUAUCUGAAUGGUUUUUCAAGAAACAGUUGUGAAAAUGUGUGUAUUUUUUAAAUGACUGUAACAUGGAGCAUGUUGUAUUUUCAACUCAGUAUUCGUUAUUUGUUUUAUGUGUCUGGAAAUUGUACUUACUAUGCCUCUUUACACUACAAUUUGCUGUUGUGGGGCUUCAGAUUGUGUUCAACUGAAUAAGAUCUUGUUUUUUAUGAUUUUAGUUGAGUAUAAUUUACUAUUUUAUGAUUUCCAAGAUGAUGUUCUUCAUAUCUCUAUACCGUAUACACAUCAAAUUUAUAAUUAACUUGAGAAGAUAGAAUUAAUUUUCAGAGAUAUCUCAGUUGCGAUUUUCUUGUUUCAUGCAACUGGAAACAUAUUUGUUUCUAGGACUUGGAAUAUUAAAGAUGAUGUAGGAUGAAAGAAAAUGGUAGAAAAAUGAAAGAAUUUUAUUUGUGAAAUUACAGAAAUUUUGUCCACUAUUUUAAAACAUUGUCAUCAUUUUAGUACCAUUUGCUCUUAGUAGUUUGGCAUUUGAUACUUUAAAACUUGAUUUGCUUUAAAAAUUGUUUACAAUGCUUUGUAAUAAUCUUCCUUAUCCAGUGCCUUUAACCUUGAUUUGAUAUAUUUGUAGCCUUGGUUAUCCUUCCAUUACAUCCUGUAAUGUCUUCAUAGCCUAGACUUCAAUUAAAAAAAGUCAAUUUGGUCAUGUAAAGAGGAUGCAAUUGUCUAUUAAUGCUUUAGGAAAACAAGUAAUGUUGUGUAUGGAGGCCAGGCAUCUUAGUUCAUUCAGAAAUAUAAAUGUGACAAACAUUUUUAACCCCUGAAUACAUAGUUGUGAUCCAAUCAGACAAAGCCCUAACCAUUUCCGGCAUUCUCUCUAGAUGGGGGUGGGUUGGGGGCUAAAUUAAAAUAGAGUUAUGGAGAAAUGCUGAUUUAAAGAUAAUAAAGUUAACUAGCAUUCAACUUUGUGUAAAGAUAAGGUAAUAAUUGAGUUGAGGUGAAGCAACUAACAAUAUAUUAAAGAGGUUAAAAAUAAUACUUUGCAGCAUUGUAACCUCUAUUUGACAUUUGAGUUCAGGUAAUAAUUAUAGAUAGCAUUAGAAGGCCUUAAUUUUUCACUUUUGCUGGUAAAGGUACGUUUACUUAGACCGUUCAUGUAGAAUAGUGUUUUAACAUAACAUUACUGUGAAAAACAUUCCAUUACAUAUUCACAAGCAAAUUACUGCACAUUUUAAAAAUUGUACUUUACAAUUUACUGCAAAUAUUUUAGGGCUCAAUCUUCAAAUCAUUUGUAUUUUAAAUUUGGCAAUGAAUAUGAAAUUACUUUUUUGACUUACAGAAUGAUUGUAUUGUUACUUAAAAUGCUCGUUAAUAUUUUAAGAAGGUUGGAGUCUCCAUGUUUCUGGAGUUAAUAUUUAAAUUCUUAUUACUUAUUUUGAUAGUGUUUAGUAAGAGGAAAUAGUACUCAUGCGAUUAAACAAAUUAGAAUAUACUGUAAAGAAUAUUUUUAAUUGUUAAAUUUGUCAUCACUGAGGUUAAAUUUUGGCCUGGUAUUCACUUACAAUAUAUAUUAACAUGUUUAAUUAUGAAGUGAAAUAGUCUUAAGUAUGAUGUAUGAUGCACCUGCAUAUAAAUGGAUAUGGUGUGCACAAAGACACUUUACUGUGGGAAUUGAACUGGAAGAUAUAUGAAAGCAUGUGAAAUUGCACCUAAAAUUGUGUUAUUAGUGACUAUGCUAAAUUUAUUGUACUUGAUGAAUGAAUGUAUUUAGUCUAGUCAAAGUUACUUUGGUUUAAAUGUCUAAACAAUGUCUUUUUUAAAAAUGUGUUUGUAAUUUGUACUAUUGAUGGGGGUGGUUCUUGGACUGCAGGGGUUGUCAAUGUGUGAUUUGUGUUUUUAUUUUAUAGAAUCAUCUAAUGUGAUACACCGAUUUUUAUAUAAGUGAUAUUUAGAUAAUUCUAAUUACUGUAUAUUUGACAGCCUAUUAAAAUGUUUUGCAUUGGA